Anthostomella pinea is the source of this 1512-nucleotide messenger RNA. The record is from the annotation of a GenBank genome assembly. Lineage: Eukaryota; Fungi; Ascomycota; Sordariomycetes; Xylariales; Xylariaceae.
AUGGCACCUCCCACCGAGUUCACCCCCGCCAACGUGGCAGCCCAGAAGGCCGCUUUCGAGUCCGCCAGGCAGGGUCACGUUUUCACCUACUACGAUUCCCUCAAUGACUCUGACAAGGAAGCUCUCUUCAACCAGCUCCAGAAGAUCGACCCCGCGAGAGUAAAUGGCCUGUGGAAACUCGCCAAGGACCCUCCCCCACAGCCCAAAGAGACCGUCGUCGAGCCCCUCCCCGAGUCCACCACCGCCAGUAUCCUCGAUUCGAAGGCCGAAGACAUUCAGAGAUGGUACAACCUUGGUCUGGAUCUGAUUGGGAAGGGCGAGGUUGCCGUUAUCCUUAUGGCUGGCGGUCAGGGCACUAGAUUGGGAAGCAAAGCUCCCAAGGGAUGCUUCAAUAUCCAGCUCCCCUCCAAGAAGUCCCUGUUCCAGAUCCAGGGUGAGCGCAUCUUGAAGGUACAAGAGUUGGCAGCACAAAAGGCCAAGGAUGGAGCCAAGGCCAUUGUGCCCUGGUACGUCAUGACUAGCGGUCCGACACGCGGCCCAACCGAGAAGUUCUUCAGGAAGGAAAAGCUAGACGAAUUGAUCGACGAGGAAAACGAUAUUCGAUCCAAGGGGAAGCCCUGCUUCGGACUCGACGAGAAGAACGUCAAGAUCUUCGAGCAGGGUGUGCUUCCUUGCUUCGACUUCAACGGCAAGUUCAUGCUCGCAAGCAAGAGCCAAGUCGCUGUGGCCCCUGAUGGCAACGGUGGUAUCUACAAGGCUCUACAGGACGAGGGCAUCCUGGAGGACAUGCAAAAGCGUGGAAUCAAGCAUGUCCACGCGUACUGCGUGGACAACUGCCUGGCCAAGGUUGCCGACCCGGUCUUUAUCGGUUUCUCCGCCGAGAAGCAAGUCAAGAUUGCCACCAAGGUCGUGCGAAAGCGCAAUGCCACCGAGUCAGUCGGUCUGAUCCUGCAAAAGAACGGCAAGCCCGACGUCGUUGAGUACUCCGAGAUCGACAGCGCAACCGCCGAGGCCGAGGACCCGAAGCAACCCGGCAUCCUCAAGUUCCGCGCCGCCAACAUCGUCAACCACUACUACUCGUUCGAGUACUUGAACGGCAUGGGCGACUCGGUCAACCAGCUGCCUCCCCACAUUGCCAAGAAGAAGAUCCCGUACUUCGACAUCGCAAAGGGCGAGGACGUCCACAAGGUCACCACCCCCAACGGCAUCAAGCUCGAGCAGUUCGUCUUUGACAACUUCAAGUGGUUGGAGCUCAACGAGUUUGCCUGCUUCGAGGUCAAGCGCGAGGAGGAGUUCUCGCCGCUGAAGAACGCCGAUGCGCCUGGCGCCGAGGACUGCGCGACGACUAGUCGGCAGGAAAUCAAGGGCCAGGGCAAGCGCUGGGCUGAGCAGGCCGGUGCUACGGUGAAGAACGGGGAUAAGGAGGGCCUGGAGGUCUCUCCCCUGACCAGCUACAACGGCGAAGGUUUGGAAAGCUGGAAGGACAAGGAGAUCUCGGAGCCUUCGAUCUAG